CCAUGGAAGCAGACCCCUCUGCGCCUGUCGAUCUGAGCUCUUUCUGCGUGUCGGAGAAGUACGGUUUCCUCCUAACAGAUCCAUUGACGGAUCUCCCAGAGUAUUACUGGAUAUGGAUGGACUUGGCGAGGAAUGUCCCCCACCUUGUACAGACUCACCAGCUGCAAGCGCGAGUGGCGGAGAUGCCUCUGCUGAGCAGCAGCUAUCUGAAGGGGCACAGGGAGCUGAGACUGGCUCGCACUGCUCUGGGCUUCAUCACCAUGGGAUACGUGUGGCAGGACGGCGCACACCAACCUGCCAAGGUCCUGCCUAAAGUGCUCGCUGUGCCGUACUGCACGGUCUCCAAAAUGCUGGGACUCCCUCCUAUCCUCGUAUACGCCGACUGCGUGCUGGCCAACUGGUGGCUGAGGGACCCUGGCAGGCCCAUGGAAAUUGAGAAUAUAGACACACUCUUCAUGAUUCCAGGGGGAGACAGCUGUAAAGGCUUCUUCCUGGUCUCCGUGCUGGUGGAGCAGUCUGCUUGCACAGGACUGCAGGGACUUGCCACGGUAAUGAACUCCAUGCUGACCCGUGACAUCACUGCAGUGCAGGAGGGGCUCACUGUUGUGAGCGAUUCCAUCAGGAGGAUGGCAGAGGUGUUCAAGCUCAUACACAAGCAUGUUGAACCCACAAUGUUUUACAACAGUAUGCGAACCUUCUUCAUGGGGUGGAAGGAUAACCCAGCCCUCCCAAACAGUCUGUGGUACGAGGGGGUGCCAGAGCAGCCCCCAGGCCUCAAUGGGCUCAGUGCAGGCCAGAGCUCGGCCCUGCAGUGCUUCGACCUGCUGCUGGGGGUGCAGUACAGUGAUGAAACCGGCCGUUCCUUCCAGGAGUCGAUGCGAGCCUACAUGCCCCCCCCUCACCGCCAGCUGCUGGAGACAGUGUCCAGCUGGCCCCCCCUCCGCCAUUUUGUCCUCUGGAGCUCCAGCCAGGAGCUCCGCCACUCAUACAACUCCUGCGUGCUGGCGUUGGCGGACCUACGCACCUACCACCUCAACGUCACGGCCCGCUACAUCACCAUCCCCGCUGGCCAGGCCAAGCUCAUCCACUGCCCCUUCGGGAACUCCCACGCCAGGCAGGAAACCCACGGAUCGGGCGGCUCCAACUUCCUGCCCUUCCUGAAGGGGAUUCGGGAUGACACGAAAAGAGCCCUUAUAACCGACCAAUGAGGUCAUCCAGAUCCCUGCAUGUCACCUGGGCGUCUCAGACCGGGAACAUAAUGCAUAGUUCCUAUUACUGACAUGUGGCCCUCUCAGCCAGCCUGGCUCUGGGGGAUAUUCCCUCCACCAUUACAUUUGAGUCAUUUGGCAGACGCUUUUAAUCCAAAGCGAGGAGUCAGGAGUGUCAGAAGACUCGCCACAGAUGUUCCACUGAAAGGACAGCAGGACUGUAUGCCAUUUACUGUAAACGUUAAGAGCAUUUAUACAACAGUUAGUUACGGUCCAGUAAUUUAAUUGGAAGAAGCAUCCCAUGAGUUCAGAUAUACAGUACAUCACUCCGACCUCAACCCGCAUUGUUUACAGAAUUCUUUCAGCUACUGCAAAUGUAUCAGACAUCCCACCUCUCCCAGAAUGUCAGCAUCCCGGAUUUAAGCACCUGAUACCUGGAGCGGGUAGAAUUCUCUUACAAACCAGCAAUAUGCACCAACGGCAAAGUGAAGUUUAUAAAUGCGCAUUAUCCUGUCAUGAAUUGACGGACAAUCAUGAAUUAACGAACCGAAAAGGGUAAAGUGAAGUGGUAUUGCUUCUAAAUUGUCUGAAUAAGUUUGGUUCAAUGUGUCUGGGCUAAACAAUUUAAACAUACUGUAAAUACAUCGCACUUGAUGUGUUUGCUCCAUUUUUAAAUAAAUGUGGUAAAAAACUACACAUCUGUGUGGUAAUGCGUGUUUUGCGGAUUUGAUGCUUUUAACCUGUGGAAGAACCUAUGCGCUUGUAAGUCUCUUUGGAUUAAAAGCAUCUGCCAAGUGACAAAAAUGUAAAUGUAAGUGGUAACAUUUGCAUUUUCUGAAAAUCAACAUGUCUUUCUGAGCAGUAGAUAUUCAAUGAUUUUAGCACAAAUUUGAAUGAUUGGCAUAAGGUUGAGCACUAAAGGGGAGAAUGUUAGACAGUAGGCUAUUGAAAAUUGGAAAGAAGCAUUGAAAGUUUUGGCCUUUUCAUAGGGUAUUAUUUAAAAAUACAGGUUAAUUUUUGCUGGCCUUAUCUUUAAAAAAAUAAUUAAAGUAGAUAGGCUACUAUGCAUUUUAAAUGUAUUUAAUGGCAAUGGUUCACACUUGUAUUAAAGUAGUAAUGCCACCAUCCAGCAUAUAGUGAUAUUAACAUUUGAAAAAUAUGAAAAUGAUCUGAGCAGAAGACAUCUAUCUCCCUUCAAACCAUGUGUGCAGCAAGUUUAAUUUCAUCCUGAAUUAAAGUGACCUCUACUGGCAGCUCUGAUUUCAACAAGACACAUCAACUGGGUUUAAGCUAAGAUGCAUUUGCACAUCAAACUGCAGGUUCUGAGAACACAGCAAUUGGUUUUUACAAGACCAAGUGAUCUUUUCUGAACAAUGCAGGUUAAACUCUUUGAACUUCUGCAACCCCUGUCCCUGGUUCGACUUUUACACUUUUGAAUAUUGUUUAGAAGUCAAUUACAAUCAUCAUAACAGACACAUACUAAAGUAUACAUGAGUAAAGUAGGUGAGUGAAUUUACAAUUAUUUACAGAUGAGUCAUCUACAAUGUUUUACGUAUAAUAAUUGACAUGGACUCUUGCAAUGAUUACAAUUCUGUAAAGCCAGUGUUUCACCUUAUCAUUGAAUACCUUGUACUUGUUUUGAGAUUUUAAUUCAGUUGGUAGCACAUUCCGAAAAUUUGUGCGUUUUACUGAAAGGAAAGUUGUUUUAAGUUGUGCCACUCUGC
Conger conger (European conger) is the source of this 2932-nucleotide messenger RNA. RefSeq names its product indoleamine 2,3-dioxygenase 2-like. Gene Ontology annotation, cellular component: cytoplasm. The transcript is spliced from 11 exons. The record is from RefSeq and is a predicted model, not a curated record. Gene Ontology annotation, molecular function: L-tryptophan 2,3-dioxygenase activity; heme binding; metal ion binding. Gene Ontology annotation, biological process: 'de novo' NAD+ biosynthetic process from L-tryptophan. Bases 3 to 1208 code for a protein of 401 amino acids. Lineage: Eukaryota; Metazoa; Chordata; Actinopteri; Anguilliformes; Congridae.